CUUUCCCUGAAAUGGAGAGAAUUCCUCAGGCAACACUUUAAGCUCUUUUAAUGCCAGCAGCUGUUUUAUGGGGCAUGUUUACACCCUCUGGCUUGAUGAGUUGCCAGAGGAAGAGCUGGGAGCAAAGGGGCAGCAAUCUUGUUGGUCUGAAAUUACUGAUCUUUUCUGCCUCCACAGCAAUGCCCAUGAGCCAUACCCUGGCACAGAGGUGGCACAAGCCUUUCUCAGGCUGAUGGGAAAGGUUGAUCCCAGCGAUGGACCUUGAACAAAUUCCAGCAAUAUUAUUUCUUGAUUGGGAAACUGCUGUGCCUGCCAGCUCUGGCUCCACACCCCGUAGAUGUUGCUGCUACCUGCCUGGAGCUGCUUGCUAGAAGUGCUCCUGCAGCUCUUAUCUCUCCGUGCCAGCUCUCCUGGCGGUGCUGGUGAUCACGAUGCAUUCCGGUUCCUUCCUCCACACCAAAGAACCUAGAACAGUUACAAAACCAAACCUGAAAACUCCAUGUACCAUUCCUAUUCCUUCCACUAAUGUAAAUUCAUAUAAUUUGUGUCACAAUUACGCAGCAUCUGCUGGGAAGUCUGGUCUGGGAAGCAGAGAGCAGGCUGUGAUGUAUCCAGUAUGGAGGAGCUGGUAAGCAACCUUUUAGCAGCAGCACCUGCAAAAAUGCCUGGGAUGCUUUGCCUGGGUGUGAUGAUGGACUUGAUUUGGUGCCACCAUUGCCCCACAUCAUCACACAUGCCCUCCCUUGGACUGAGCAGUAGGUUUUCAAGUCUCUGUCUCCCCUCCAGAGCCGAGUACCAACACUGCUUUUGACCUCUCAGCUGAGUUUCUCCAGACACAGGCUAUUUUACAGCCCAAAUAAUGACAGUGGUGCUGUGGACACCCUAGACAGUGCAGAUUCCUCCUCUCUGGGUGGAUCAUCUCUGCUAGAUAAUUUCAUUCUUCUCCCCUUGAAGGCUGCUUCCCGCAUUGGAGCUUUUGGAAUGAUGUGGCCUGGAAAACCCCUCCUCGAGGCCACUGUGGCCUGCCUCUUUCCAUCAUCUUGAUUUCUUCGGGACUCUCUCCUGGGUCUAUGGGGAUGCUUUGUUAAUUCCACUCCCUGCGAUGACAUCUCAUCUCUCUUAAGUGGCAAAAUUAAUUCCUGCACACUUAAGAAGAGGCUGUGCCAGGGCUCUUUGUCAGGGUCUCUUGCCUGACACUGUUCUGGGGUAGGGGUCAUCAGGCUGGGUUUGCUGGCACUUUUUGUAAUUCCCUGACAUGUCCCAUCGUCUUUCUCCUGCAGAAGCAGCAAUAAGGCUUUUUCCUGGCUGGCAUGAGUGCAGCAGCGGAGCAGUUUGGGGCUAUUUUUCCCCUCCUUUUACCCCAAUGCACUGGAAUUUUUUGAGCUGGUGGUGUUGUGUUGAAUCUGCUUUAACCUUCUGGUGACAGAGAUGAUCAGGCAGAGGAGGAGGGCUAAUUUUUGGCAUCUGUAGCCACAGAUCUGUUCCUUGAUGCAUGUGGUGAUGCUCAUUUGUGUGACUACAGCAGUUAAGCAAAUCCAAUUUGCAGAUGACAUGCAGGAGUUCACCAAGUUCCCAACAAAGACAGGCCGUCGGUCUCUGUCCCGCUCCAUCUCACAGUCUUCCACUGACAGCUACAGCUCUGCUGCCUCCUACACAGACAGCUCUGAUGAUGAGGUUUCCCCCCGAGAGAAACAACAAACCAACUCCAAAGGCAGCAGCAACUUCUGUGUGAAGAACAUCAAGCAGGCAGAGUUUGGACGCCGGGAGAUCGAGAUUGCUGAACAAGACAUGUCUGCUCUGAUUUCACUCAGAAAACGAGCUCAAGGGGAGAAGCCUUUGGCUGGAGCUAAAAUUGUGGGCUGUACCCACAUUACAGCACAGACUGCGGUGCUGAUUGAGACCCUGUGUGCAUUGGGAGCACAGUGCCGCUGGUCUGCCUGUAACAUCUACUCCACCCAAAAUGAAGUGGCAGCUGCCUUGGCAGAAGCUGGUGUUGCUGUGUUUGCCUGGAAGGGGGAGUCGGAGGAUGACUUCUGGUGGUGCAUUGACCGCUGUGUUAACAUAGAUGGCUGGCACGCCAACAUGAUCCUAGAUGACGGUGGGGACCUGACCCAUUGGGUUUAUAAGAAAUACCCCAAUGUAUUCAAGAAGAUCCGAGGGAUCGUGGAGGAGAGUGUGACUGGUGUGCAUAGGCUGUACCAGCUCUCCAAGGCUGGGAAGCUGUGUGUCCCAGCCAUGAAUGUGAACGACUCUGUUACUAAACAGAAAUUUGACAACCUGUAUUGCUGCCGGGAAUCCAUCCUGGAUGGCCUGAAGAGGACCACGGAUGUGAUGUUUGGAGGGAAGCAAGUGGUCGUUUGUGGUUAUGGGGAGGUCGGCAAGGGAUGCUGUGCCGCUCUGAAAGCUCUGGGAGCAAUUGUCUACGUCACGGAGAUUGACCCCAUCUGUGCUCUCCAAGCUUGUAUGGACGGAUUUCGGGUGGUGAAGCUGAGUGAAGUAAUCCGUCAGGUGGAUGUCGUCAUCACCUGCACAGGAAACAAGAACGUUGUGACCAGAGAACACCUGGAUCGGAUGAAGAACAGCUGCAUUGUCUGCAACAUGGGCCACUCCAACACUGAGAUCGAUGUGACCAGCCUCCGGACCCCAGAGCUGACCUGGGAAAGGGUCCGCUCCCAAGUGGAUCACGUCAUCUGGCCAGAUGGGAAGCGAGUGGUGUUGCUGGCUGAGGGCCGUCUUCUCAACCUGAGCUGCUCCACAGUUCCCACCUUCGUUCUCUCCAUCACAGCCACCACUCAGGCUCUGGCUCUGAUCGAGCUUUACAACGCUCCCGAGGGCCGCUACAAACAGGACGUGUACCUGCUGCCGAAGAAGAUGGACGAGUACGUUGCCAGCUUGCAUCUGCCUUCGUUUGAUGCCCAUCUGACGGAACUGACAGACGAUCAGGCGAAAUACCUGGGACUCAACAAAAAUGGGCCUUUCAAACCCAAUUACUACAGAUACUGACGGACCACAUCCAUGAAGGACCAGACCAUACAAGGCAGCGUUAGAGAGAUUAUUUUUAAAGAUCAUUUUAUUUUGGUUUAUCUGUUUCUUUGGUUUUUUUAAACCAACAAAGAAACCUGUUUUUACGUUUAUCAGUGUGAUUUUAGGGUCACUUUUUUUUUUUCCUCUCUCAGUUUCACCCUUAUACAUGAUCACAUCUCUGUCUGAUCUUGGCAGACAGCUGGGAUUUGCUUCUUGCUUUCAUGUGGCUGAAGCUGCUGGUGGCUCCCAGCCCUGGCUCCUGGAGAGGGUUUCACUUUUCUGAGUGCCAAGGGCAGUUCAUUCCUGCAGUGAUGUCUUAUUCUUUGGGUUUUCCACCUUUCCAGCACACAUCAGUCUUGGCCGGGAUCCCUGCAGAUACGGAGAUGCUGUUCUACCUUAUCUUAUGUUUCUUUCUUUGUGUGGAUUAUCUGCAACUUCUAAAUUGCCUUAAAGAGCCCAGUUUUAGCUGCUAGAUCAGUGCUCCGAGUGCUGCUUGGGAGCAGAGAGGCACCUGCUGGCCGCCCUGUGAAUGGGUGACUGGCCUCAAGCCCAGCCAAGGGCCCUGUUCUGAGGUAGCCCAGGUUUGGUAGCCACUGGACGGGGUUUGGUGGCUGACUGGGUACAGGAGAGUUCAUUGUUUCAGGGUGCUAAUCUGAAUCCAGAUGGGGGUCGCUUACCCAGUGUUAUUUCAUCUCUCCUAGUUUUUUUAGCCAAACUGCACCUUAAUUGAGUUAAAACCAUUUUUUGUUUGUAUUUUCCUCUUUUGAUUUUUGAUCCAUAAAGAGAUGUUUUAAAGCAGAGCGGGAGUGUCAGGCACGCGGUUGCCUGCCUGCUGCAUCUGAGUGGCCCCAUCUCCCACUGAGAAGCAUGGGAUGGUUUUAUGUGUGCCCGGGGUUACUUUUGGGAAUCAUUUCACUUUUUUUGUUGAGACAAACGCAGAGAUGAGCCUUCCUUGUACCCAGCCUCUGCACCAUGGAUCCCUGCAUGAAGCUCUCAGCUCCCUGUUGCUCUGGCCCUCAAGCUUGGGCUUUCUCAGUCGCCUUCCCUGCCCUCUCGCAGUGCGUUUCAGCCACUCUUGUUGCCUCGUUCAUUCCCUUCCUGCAUCCUCACCCGUAACUUGUUUCUCUUUUCCAUCUCUUGCAGUUUGUCCCAGGACUGGGGAAGCUCCUUGCAACCCAGUGAGAUUUCUCUUGGCUUUUUUAUCCCUCCCCAAAUUGCCUUUCUUACCCCAGCUGAGGCCAGAGCAUGGAGGAAGGAGGACCCCCACUGCCUGCAUCUCCUAGUAUACAGAUAAUGGAGAUGCUGUGGUACCCACGACUGGGGCUGCUCCUUCACCUCUGGGCACCAGCUGCCCCCACUUCCCCAGAGGGUGCAAAUCUCCUUUGCCAGGGACGGAAAGAUGUCAUGGGGGAUGCUGGUGGCUUUGAUCACCCUAUUUUCUCCUUUGACUGUCCCUUUUUCUUGCCCUGCCCAGUUUCCUCCUGGUCUGUCGUUAGGUCGCUUGCUGUCCUCAUGGGUUUUGGGGAUUGCCUGCUUCACUGGGACCCCUCAACCACCCCUUAAACUUCACGGGGGACUCGCGCCUGGCUCAGUGAGUCAGGAUCUCACUGCUUUGGGGUCAGGGCCACCCCUUUCCUAUCCGCGUUAGGGUCGAUGCCCAGCGUAAGGGCUCCAGCUCUGUAUAAGCCAUGGCGGAGGGGGGUGGGAGCGUCGGGGAUGAUGGUGGCAGCGUUGGACUGGGAGGGAGAGGUUUAUUUUGUAUAUGAAUGAUUUUUAAUGAAUGCAAUAUUAAUCUUUGCAGAUGAGCAAUAAAUGAUUAAAGUCUAA
Cuculus canorus (common cuckoo) is the source of this 4851-nucleotide messenger RNA. RefSeq names its product adenosylhomocysteinase like 1 (gene AHCYL1). The transcript is spliced from 18 exons. The record is from RefSeq and is a predicted model, not a curated record. Gene Ontology annotation, cellular component: cytosol. Gene Ontology annotation, biological process: L-methionine cycle. The coding region runs from base 1489 to 3003 and encodes 504 amino acids. Lineage: Eukaryota; Metazoa; Chordata; Aves; Cuculiformes; Cuculidae.